AUGGCCGGGGCCGUGAGCUCUGAGGAUGGCCGCACCUGCUGCCUCGCCUGUUCGUCGGCCGCGCCCCCUGCUAGCCGUCCGCAGAUGCAGGACAGAAUGAGACGGCAGGGGCAAUACGGUGAAGCAGAUAUCAACUCUAUGGUUGCUGCCCAGUUGCAUCACUACCAGGCACAGCAAAGGGUACAGCAACACCCUGAGAAUAGCUACAGUGGAAGAGACCCUGCGCAAGCUUCUGGGGAGCAUCACUACACUCCCCCGAAGGUGAGACAGAGUCAAUGGGAUCGAGGUGGACCAAACGUCCCAAGCCAGGUUCCGUCAUAUGCAUAUAACGAAGCCCAAGGUGCUGGACGUGCACAAUCCUUUUACGAUGGCAAGAGAUCUGAUUCAAAGGUUGGUCUAGAAAAGCAGCCCAGCAAGGAAUCUAGGGACCAACCUCAUACUGACCGGAUUGAAACAAGAUACGAGAAUUAUAAUCUUCCUCGGACAUUUGAAGGUCUUGAACAAAGUUUUCACGAAGACAUUAUUUUGCUAUCCAAGGAACUACAGGAUGCAGAGGAUGCUGAAAAUUCUAGGCACAUGGAGAGAUUGAAGGAGAUAAAUACACAAUACCAGGAGAAACUAUUAGCACUUCGAGCUCGUCAAGCGAACUAUAGAGAUGAGUUCCUGCAUAAGGAAUCUCUAGCACGCCAGCAACAAUACCAGCACGCCAGCAUGAGCCAUUAUGCCAAUAAUUCCACGGCUGGGGAACAGCAUGGUUAUCACCCAACAGCAUUGCCUGGGGAGCAGCACGGUUAUAAUCCUACAUCAGCAGGCACACCUCCUGUUGCUGCUGGAGGUGCUUACGGAGAGGCUCAUCGGGGUUAUGCAUCUGGCCAGUAUGAAUCCUUUAGCGAUCGUCCAGAUUAUCCAGAGUUCCAUGGUGGGGGCAGAGGUCGUGGUCGUGGUUCUGAACACCGUGGUCAAUACCCUGGUGCUCGUGCUUAUAACUCUGGUGGCCGGCAAUUCUAG
Molecule: messenger RNA, 1008 nt
Organism: Miscanthus lutarioriparius
Lineage: Eukaryota; Viridiplantae; Streptophyta; Magnoliopsida; Poales; Poaceae
Source: the annotation of a GenBank genome assembly